AUGUCCUCUCACGACCACUAUCAUGAUCAUGACCACGGCCACAGCCAUGGCGCUGGUCACGAACACGACCAUUCCCACGACCUUGAGCCGGCCCUCCAAUCGAACCUCUACAAACAGAUCAACUUCGAAGGCAUUACGACGCUCAACGAGGCUGAACCGCGCUCGGGUGCGGCGAUCGUUCAAAAGACGUGGGAUGAGCGCCUGAAUGACCAGCCCAUCCUCGAAAGCGAUGCGGACGAACAGCUACUGAUGCAUGUACCCUUUACGGGAUCGUGCAAGCUCUAUUCCAUCAUCGUGCGCACGUCAGACACCGACUCGGCACCUCAGACCGUCAAGCUCUUUCGAAAUAGAGACGACAUGGACUUCAGCCUCGCGUCCGACCUGAAACCCACCCAACGGCUGACCCUGUCAAAAAGCAACGACGUGGCCGAGAUCCCCUUGAACCGGGCUCUGUGGAACGGCACCACCUCGAUCGACCUCUUCUUCGAGGACAACCAUUCCGGGGGAGAGGAGGAUGUCACGCGCAUCAGCUACCUCGGGUUCAAGGGAGACUUCAUGCCACUCAACCGCGAACCGGUCCACGUCCUGUACGAAGCGGCGGCAAAUCCUCAAGAUCAUAAGUUGAUUCAGGGACUGGUCAAUACUAACCAGACCAUGCCGGGACAGUGA
Molecule: messenger RNA, 669 nt
Organism: Fonsecaea erecta
Lineage: Eukaryota; Fungi; Ascomycota; Eurotiomycetes; Chaetothyriales; Herpotrichiellaceae
Exons: 1
Coding region: 1-669 (222 amino acids)
Cellular component (GO): nucleus
Source: RefSeq, a predicted model, not a curated record